AUGGGCAAAGGUCAACAUAAUACACCUUCAAGUGGCAAUCAGGAUCAACAAUUAGAGACGGGAACUUUACCAACACAACAUCGGUUGCCGACUCUAUCAGAAAUCAAAGUGAAAAUUCCCGCUCAUUGCUUUCGUCCAACUGUUCGUCAGUCUAUGAGCUAUGUUGUCAAGGAUGUCAUCUAUGUUGCCCUCACCUUUUUCGUCAUGUACCAAAUAGAGAAUAGAUUCAAGUAUGGAUCUCUACUUUUCCCUCUCUAUUGGUAUAUACAAGGAACUCUUUAUACAUCGAUUUUUGUGCUUGGACAUGAUUGUGGUCAUGGAAGUUUCAGUUUCUAUCCGUUAUUAAACGAUAUCGUUGGUACUAUUCUACAUACAUGGAUCUUAGCACCUUAUUAUACCUGGAAGGUAACACACAAUAAACAUCAUAAGAAUACAAAUAAUAUCGAUAAAGAUGAAGUUUUCUAUCCACAACGUGGCGUCCCGUACAAACCAUCAUUCACCGAUAAUUUCCUCUUAUGGUUUCCGGGUUUAGGUUGGUUUCAUUAUAUCGUGUUUGGUUAUGCCCCAAGACCAAUCAAUCACUUUAAUCCGUUAGAGCCAAUCUUCUACAAUAAACAUUUAGUUGGCGCUUGUAUGACACUCAUUUCAUAUUCGGGAAUGUGCUAUUUAAUGUAUCUCUAUGCGAGUGCUUUCGGCUUUAUUAGUUUAUUGUUUUACCAUUUGAUACCAGUAUCCAUCUUUGCAUGUUAUAUGGUGAUUAUCACUAUGUUACAUCAUACAGAAAUUGAUGUUCCUUGGUAUGCUGAUUCUGAAUGGAAUAAUGUUAAAGGACAAUUAUCAACCGUUGACCGUCAUUAUGGUCAUGUUCAUUCGGUUAUUCAUUCGAUUGGUACACACCAGAUUCAUCAUCUUUUUACAAAAGUUCCUCAUUAUCAUCUCGAAGAAGCAACUACUAGUUUUCGCAAAGCAUUUCCUGAACUCGUACGAAUCAACGAAGAACCUGUUCUCAUGUCAUUUGCUCGAAUGUUCAAAAUCUUUAUUACUCAACGAAGCAUCGAUGAUGAUGUUCGUGUUUUUACAUAUUCAGACGACUGCAAUAGAAUCUCCUCAUUCUAG
Molecule: messenger RNA, 1116 nt
Organism: Adineta ricciae
Lineage: Eukaryota; Metazoa; Rotifera; Eurotatoria; Adinetida; Adinetidae
Source: the annotation of a GenBank genome assembly